CCCGUCUCCGGCGUGCGCGGCGCCCAGGCUGGGGAUCCCCUUCUGCGCCCUCCCCGCCCAGGACCAUGCUGCUGCCGCUGCUGCUGCUGCGGAGGACGCUGCCCAGGGUGGGGCUGCGAUGGCAACACCGUGUGGCAGCGGAGGUGACCAACGAACCCAUCUUGGAGUUCAAGCCAGGCAGCCCCGAACGGCAGGCUCUCCAGAAGGCUCUGAACGACUUGAAAGACAAGACAGAAGAGAUUCCAUGUGUCGUGGGGGGUGAGGAGGUGUGGACGGCAGACGUGCGGUAUCAAGUGUCGCCUUUUAAGCAUUCACACAAAGUGGCCAAAUACUGCUAUGCCGAUAAGGACUUGCUGAACAAAGCCAUCAACGCUGCAGUGGCCGCGAGGAAGGAGUGGGACCUUCGGCCCGUCCAAGACCGGGCACAGAUUUUUUUCAAAGCCGCCGACAUAUUGAGUGGACCCCGGAGGGCAGAGGUGCUGGCCAAGACCAUGGUCGGACAGGCUAAGACGGUCAUUCAGGCAGAGAUCGACGCGGCUGCUGAGCUGAUUGACUUCUUCCGCUUCAAUGCCAAAUACGCCCUGGAACUGGAGGAGCAGCAGCCCCUCAGCGUCCCCCCCAGCACCAACAGCAUGGUGUACCGGGGGCUGGAGGGUUUCGUCGCUGCCGUCUCUCCCUUUAAUUUCACCGCCAUCGGAGGAAACCUGGCAGGGGCUCCCGCUUUGAUGGGUAAUGUGGUCCUUUGGAAACCCAGCGACACGGCCAUCCUGUCGAGCUAUACCGUCUACAAGAGCCUCUUGGAAGCCGGCCUCCCUCCCAGCGUUAUCCAGUUUGUCCCAGCUGACGGCCCCGUUUUUGGCGACACAGUGACGGCCUCGGAGCACUUCUGCGGGCUCAACUUCACUGGCAGCGUCCCAACCUUCAAGCGCCUCUGGAAGCAGGUCUCUGAAAACCUGGACAGGUACCGCACCUUCCCACGGCUGGCUGGAGAGUGCGGCGGGAAGAACUUCCAUUUCGUGCACGCCUCGGCCGACGUGCCCAGCGUGGUGAGCGGGACGCUGCGCUCCGCCUUCGAGUACAGCGGCCAGAAGUGCUCGGCCUGCUCCCGCCUUUACGCCCCCGACUCUCUGUGGCCCCGCAUCAAAGGCCUGCUCCUGGAGGAACACCAGAAGAUCAAAGUGGGAGACCCAGUGGAAGAUUUUCAGACGUUUUUUUCUGCUGUGAUCGACCAGAAGUCUUUUGGGCGCAUCCAGAGGUGGAUCAAACACGCCGAGAUGUCGUCCAGCCUCAACAUCCUUGCCGGGGGGAAAUGCGACGACACAGUUGGCUAUUUUAUCCAGCCCUGCAUAAUCGAAACCCGGGACCCGAAAGAUCCCAUCAUGCAGGAGGAAAUCUUCGGCCCCGUCCUGACGGUCUACGUGUACCCGGAGAAGCAAUACCAAGAUGUCCUCCGGCUAAUAGACAGCACUUCACCAUAUGGCCUCACGGGGGCAGUCUUUGCCCAAGAUAAAGCAGUCGUCGCUGAAGCAAGGCAACUCCUCCGCAACGCAGCCGGCAAUUUCUACAUCAACGACAAGUCGACCGGCUCGGUUGUAGCCCAGCAGCCCUUCGGGGGCUCUCGUGCCUCAGGAACCAACGACAAGCCUGGGAGCCCUCACUAUCUCUUGCGCUGGACGUCUCCCCUGGCUAUCAAGGAGACCCACGUGCCCUUGGGGGACUGGAAGUACCCAUACAUGCAGUGAAGCCCCCUCCCAGUGCCUUUCUGGCGGACGCCACCGUUGCAUUACCAGUGCAAUUGCUGACCUGUUACAGGCUUCAUCGUAGCUGAUUUUUCGAAGAUGCACACUAGGAAGUAGGAGCUGCAUUUGUUCCCCCACCCCCCACCCACUUAGGAGACCCAGUUCCCGUCUGGGGAGUCUUUUCAACGAAUGGUGACUAAACUGGUUUCUACCAAGGACUACCCCAGAGGUUUCCACCGCCUCCAUUGUGACUGAGGAAGCUCGGGUGGGUUUCUGAAUCAAGCCAAGCAAAGCACUACAGUGAGGUGGGUCUGAAUUCCGAAAUGCCUGGCCCCUCUUCUGUCUGUCCUAAAUUGUGCCCCUAAAUCGUGCCCCCACUUUGGGGAAUAGAGCGUCAUUUGGUUUGCCUGCUCACCACAAGCCAGAGCGGGGCCCCCGCAAACGUCAGAAGUGCCCAGAAGAGCUGCCAAGAGCCGGAAAGGAUUUUAAUAGAAUCAGGUCAACCCUUAGAAGCGGCCGAGAAGGACCAAGUUGAAGCCCUGUGGAAUUCUGGGUAGGAUUGUCUCCAAAAUAUGACUCGUGCCCUAUUGGUCAGUGUAGGGUCCAAGCAUAACAUCUCCUUCCUCAAACAGGAAAAGGGUAGAUGUUGUAGGCACAGCUGGAGGGCGUUUUGAUGAGUGAGGUGGUCCAGGGAUUUCAUUGGCCUGUGUUUGGGCUCCAGCACUUACAAACUGGUAAAAGAAUGCACUGAACACUGAAUAGCAGCUUGAAUGGCUGCUGCCCCCUCCUCGAGUGAGGAUGCUUAGAUGUACGUUGCGUAAACCACAACCUGUUUAAAAGGCAGUGGUGAAAUCAAUUGUGUGCCCUCUGCAUGUGUGUGUUUGUGUGUGUGUGUGUGUUCCUAAACUCCUAGUCCUGUUUGAGGUCAUGGAGAUGAAGUCGGAGCCACCAAAUCUGCAGAUUCCACUGAGGGGUCUUGGCUCGAAGGCAGAGGUCAUCUUCUUCUUCUUUUUCUUUUUUUUUUUGCAUUCUAAAGCCGGGAGCUUUCCUGUUGUGGGAAUGCUCAGAUGUGCGUUACCAUCCAGACAGUGCCUUUCGUUCACGCGGCAGUUCUCUUGCUUUCCCGACAGCCGGGUUUGUACCGGUGAGGGCAGGUACUCCUUUGCAUAUUAAGCGACACACCCCUAAUGUAG
Molecule: messenger RNA, 2932 nt
Organism: Gekko japonicus
Lineage: Eukaryota; Metazoa; Chordata; Lepidosauria; Squamata; Gekkonidae
Gene: ALDH4A1
Product: aldehyde dehydrogenase 4 family member A1
Exons: 15
Coding region: 66-1742 (558 amino acids)
Molecular function (GO): L-glutamate gamma-semialdehyde dehydrogenase (NAD+) activity
Source: RefSeq, a predicted model, not a curated record